AUGUGCCAAGAUAAUAAAAUCGAUGAAGAUUGUUCUUAUGAAAAACGGUACACGUCUGAAGAGAACGACAACGAUCAUGAAAAAGGUACAAAAACGGUAACAUUCGAUCAUGAUACAACCUACCAAGAUGUUACCAUUGCGGCCGCAGAAAAUUCUCCGGCAGCAAAUCAAUCCAAAGAUCGUCCAGGAUUUUUUCACGAGACUUCAACAAAAGUCGCCUUUGGUGUGGCUAUAUUAAUUGCUUUUACUAUUGGAAUCAUCACAAUUUACUUUAUUAAGUGCAAACGCCGCAGAAGGAAAAAAAAUAGGGUUUCUAGACACCAGCUUCAGCUAAAACCAAAACGUACUAGUAAAGAUGCUAAAGAGAUGCAAUUUGUUGAGGAUUAA
This is a messenger RNA of Funneliformis caledonium, 387 nucleotides long. NCBI's taxonomy places the organism in Eukaryota, Fungi, Glomeromycota, Glomeromycetes, Glomerales, Glomeraceae. The record is from the annotation of a GenBank genome assembly.